ACCGAAAUUGAAAACAUACCCGGACGGCGGGAAGAUGCCUCCUAAACCACCUGCUAAGGGAAAGAAGAGUGCAAAACUCUCAAAAGCAGAGAAGGAGAAGUUGAAGAAAGAAGAAGCAGAGAGGAAAGCCAGAGAAGAGGAGGAGGCACGGCUUCAAGCUGAACAAGAACAAAGAGAACGAGAAGAAAGAGAAAGACAAGAAAGAGAGGAAAGAGAAAGACUAAGACAACAGGAGAGUGCAAGACACCAGGCAGAAGUGGAUGAACUCAAAGAGAAGAUUGAAAACAAUUCGCAACAGUUGAAAAGCUUACAAGAAAAUGAGCGUGCAAAGGCAAAGUGGGAGAGGUACAUGCUGUGUGAUGGAAACCCUGAUCCUCUGAAUACCCGUGAUCUGAAUACUUUUGUGAACCUGUGGAGAGAUGACAAAGAAUACAAACCCUUUCCAGUUGUACUCAGUGAGGGUGAAAACACUUUAAAGCUUAUAGAGGAACUUGAGGGUUUUCUAUCAAAUUCAGAAGAUGAGGGUUUUACAGAGGAUGAUGUUCAAAGGCUUAAACAGUCAGUGAUUAAACUUCAAGAAUUGAUAAGCUAUAAGUUGGAUGAGGCAACCAUGAAUCUUCUGCAGAAUGCUUCUGAUGAUGUAGAUCCUGAUACUCAAAAUUUACAGUAUAUGAGUGCAUCAGAAAACAUAACGGUUUGUGUCUGGGGAAACAUAGCCAAGAAUCCAAGAGUGAAGUCAUUUUCAUUUGAGAAAAUGGGAUUUACAAUGGAUAUUCCAAGAGUUAUUUCCAUUGGCAGUAUGGCUGUUCGUGUCAUGUACACUAAGUAUGAUCAUCUAUCACCGUUGUCCAAAUCUUUCCAUCCAAAGCUAAAGGUUAAGCCUCCAGAAGUUGUCGUAGAUGAGGUUGUUCCUGCAGAAGAAGCUGAUGGAGAAGGGGCAGGUGAAGGGAAUGAAGGAGCAGAUAAGGAAGGAGUAGAUGACACACUUGAGGCCAUGCCACCUAAAUCUGCAUCACAAGCGAGCCGAUCUAGUAAAGCAAGUAGGAAAAAGAGUGGAAGAGCCAGUAGUGGUAAAAGCAGUCGAAGUCGUAAAGCUAGUGCAAAGAGUGUAAGAAGUCAGGUCAGUGAAAAUGAGACUCAGCAGGACAAAGAGGGUGAAACUAAAGAGGGAGAGCAAGAUGGUGAAGGAGGGGAAGAAAAUCGUGCAUCUACUGAUCAAACAUUGGAUGAGGCUGCUGGGGCAGGUUUGGAAGGUGGAAUAGAGGAAGAAGAGGAAGAAGAUGAUGAUGUUGUAGACCUAAGAGCAUUCAGUGCCAUUGGCCCUGUCAUGAUUAUUGAACUGUUAGAUCUUCCACCACAGCCAAAACUUGCGAAUGGGUGGAUUAUGCAGCAGAUUGUAUCAUCAGAACUCAAAAGAGUCAAUUAUCAAGUUGAAGGGCAGACUCCAGCAGAUACAAACUCGACAACAAGUACCCCUGCUCCACCAAACUCUGCAUCGGCCACACAGCUGCAAGCAACCAACCCUCCAGUGAUGAUCACCUGCAAGCUUCCAGGAGAUGUUAUGUAUUUUGAGCAACCUCAGCUGGCACUGUGGGACUCCAUGAAGAACAACUGGAGGCUUGAUGCAUUUGCAGACUCCCAAUAUAAUGAAGAGGAAAGAACAGUCGUAUUCAAGAUGUCUACCUUUGGGCCCAUUGCUACUUUUCAGGAUCUUUAUCUGAACAUGCCAUUUCAGUCAUGGGAGCUACGUCCUCAUGCCACAAACAGUUGCCUGUUUACACUCAUUGCUGCCAUCAUUGAACUGGAAAUUGAAAUUAAGGAUUCUUUGUGUUCACUGACACAGCCAAAUGAUGUCUCAGAGCUUUCUCAUUUGAAGGGAAAGUGGAUGAAGCCACAUAAGUUGAUUGAGGCCAUGCAAAAGGCAGGAGUGAAUGUCUUUCCUGCGGUUGAUGCAGAGAAGUAUGUCAGCUUAAAUUCCAAGGAGGAUUGGCUGGAGAACAACAUUUACCAGGAAAUGGCAUUGACAGCAUCAGCAUUUGCUUAUACAUGGAGUAAAUGGAAUGCUGAUUGUGGCAAAGAUAAAAUUAUCAUACAAGCUGUUGAGCAGCUGGAAGAUGAACAGCCUCUAGAGGAGGAUUGGUCAUUGUUUAACAUAGGGACACAUAGCUCCUGUAAGCUAAGGAUGAAAGAGGAAGAUAGUGAGCUUUCUCAUGACAUUGCUGAAAAUACUCAGCUUCAUUCUGAUCUUUACCAUAUGGUGCUGGAUGGAGCUUCAGAAGAGGCACAACAGAGGGUGAAAGCCUCUCACUUUUUAUUUAUUGACUGUGUAUAUCAGCUGCUAAAUGCAACAAAAAUCGUCACAUACUCUUAAAAAUAUUCAUAAUUAUGCUGGGAUGCAUGGAUUUCAAUUAAUUUGGUAAUACUGUUGUAUGUUCCUUGCUGUGUUGUACAGUUCCCUACCAGUAUUUGAGGCAUUUCAGUGUUCAUCUAAAUUAUUUCAUUGCUUGGUGCUUAUGCAUUACAUUUAUAAUGAAGUAAUUGUUUUGUGUUGGUUUGUACAUAUUUUCAUCAUGAAACCAUAGAAAUGUAGAGAACCUUUCUUAUUGGUGAUGUUUGGAUUACAUCUGUGUUGAUGGAAAUAGCAGAUGAUACUUCAUUUUUUCGCAAACUAUAUGAUUAAUUAGGACAAAGGAACUACCUUGUAUUUGUAAUAUUUUAUUCUGAUCUUAAACCUGCUUCCCGGAAAUAUUUGUAUAUAGGUAUAACAUUUUUUAUUUCAACAAGAGUACUUUCUAUAACAACUUGGUAAAAUGAAAUCAUGUUGGCAAUA
Molecule: messenger RNA, 2830 nt
Organism: Pocillopora verrucosa
Lineage: Eukaryota; Metazoa; Cnidaria; Anthozoa; Scleractinia; Pocilloporidae
Product: dynein axonemal intermediate chain 7
Cellular component (GO): axoneme
Molecular function (GO): beta-tubulin binding; microtubule binding
Source: RefSeq, a predicted model, not a curated record